AUGCGGCGCGGUCUCGUUAUCUUCCUUCUCGUCAACCUCAUCAUCCUCUCCUUGCUCGUCCGGAGUGUCUCGACCCUACUGGCACUACUAGUCGAGGAUGCCGCGGCCGACGCCAUCCACCGCGCGGAGCUGCCCUCGCCAAAUUCCAGCCUGAUCGAGCAUCGCCCCCAGAUCAUUCCAAAGAUCAUUCACCAAACAUACAAGAAUGAGACCAUCCCAGAGGUCUGGGUAGGAGCUCAGCAGAGUUGCAUUGACUUGCACCCGGACUAUGAAUAUAUUCUCUGGACAAACGAAAAGUCGCGAGAGUUCAUUGCCGCCGAAUACCCCUGGUUCUUGGACACAUUCGAUGGCUACAGUUACCCUAUUCAACGCGCCGAUACUAUCCGAUACUUCAUUCUCGCGCACUACGGUGGAACAUACAUUGACCUGGACGACGGCUGCAACCGUCGCUUGGAUCCUCUCCUGGCUUAUCCCGCCUGGGUACGCCGUACGGCCCCAACCGGUAUCUCCAAUGAUGCCAUGGGCUCAGUACCCCAGCACCCAUUCUUCCUCCGUACCAUCGAAGAGCUGCAAAAGUACGAUCGUCACUGGCUCCUCCCCUACAUCACGGUCAUGUACUCAACCGGACCGUUGUUCUUGUCGGUCAUCUGGAAAGAGUACAUGCGCGAUGGGCCGAGCGAAGCUGGGCGCGUGCGCAUCCUCAUGCAGGAUGAGUACAACAAAUUCUCUUGGAGCUUCUUCACCCACCACCGGGGUAACAGCUGGCACGGCAAGGAUGCGCAUCUGAUCUUCUGGAUGGGUGAACACUGGGUCUUCCUCACUAUCUGCGGCUUCCUCCUUGCUGGAAUCGUCGGGUUCUGCCUCUGGUGGAGCUACGGACGUGUCAUGCUCCUAGGAGCCAAGUACCGCUACCGCUACUCCAAAGUAUCAGGCAUCCCACCGCGACUCUCGACGUCGCCAACACGCCGCUCGCGACUUUCAGUCCCGACCCUCCUGCGACGGGUCAGCUUCAAAGAAGACGAAGAGUCCGGCGGGGUCACAGAGACCUCGUACGAACUCGAACGUCGCGAUGACUAG
Molecule: messenger RNA, 1077 nt
Organism: Penicillium roqueforti
Lineage: Eukaryota; Fungi; Ascomycota; Eurotiomycetes; Eurotiales; Aspergillaceae
Product: glycosyltransferase family 32 protein
Exons: 4
Coding region: 1-1077 (358 amino acids)
Biological process (GO): mannosyl-inositol phosphorylceramide biosynthetic process
Molecular function (GO): mannosyltransferase activity
Source: RefSeq, a predicted model, not a curated record